Molecule: messenger RNA, 1577 nt
Organism: Corticium candelabrum
Lineage: Eukaryota; Metazoa; Porifera; Homoscleromorpha; Homosclerophorida; Plakinidae
Product: transmembrane protein 184C-like
Exons: 9
Coding region: 43-1467 (474 amino acids)
Biological process (GO): transport
Cellular component (GO): membrane
Molecular function (GO): transporter activity
Source: RefSeq, a predicted model, not a curated record
AUGUAGACCUUACACCACUUCGUCGUUUUGUCAGUAUGAGUGAUGUCUUGUUUUCGCUAUUGUCGUGGAGGGCGAUGGAGGAUUGUCUUCGGACCGAUUGCAGUUGUGUUGUAUUGUCUCAUCGUAGCUGUCGUCAUCCCAUUGGCUGCCGUGGAGAUGGCUGCGCGGGAAAAGCAAAUUCUCUCACGAAGGAUCGGGUGGUUUACAGCCGGUUUGCUCGUCGUUUUCACUUUGCCGAUUAGUCUGUGGGACAUUGGGUUUCAUCUCUAUCAUUACACUUAUCCUCCUUUACAACGACAUAUUAUCAGGAUACUGUGGAUGGUACCUGUUUAUUCGAUAUGCUCAUGGAUUGGACUUCGUGCCGAUGCCACGCGUGUUUACAUGGAGAGUCUCAUUUCUCUCUACGAGGCAUUUGUCGUGUACAGUUUCAUGCACUACCUGACAUCAUACCUUGCAAUGGAAUACGACAUAGUGGCCGUACUGGAGAGGAGACCUCAGACGUAUCACAUGAAACCGUUUUGUUGCCUUCAAGUAUGGUUGAAAGGAAAGCAAUUUUGGAAGUUGUGCAGGUUUGGUGUUUAUCAGUACACUGCUCUCAAUCUUCUUGUCACUAUUAUUGCAUUGGCAUGUGAAUUUGCGGGCAAAUACGAAGAUGGCAAAUUCUCAGGAUCCAACCCGUGGCUCUAUCUCUGCAUCACAACCAACUUAUCACAGAUUUGGGCAAUGUAUUGCCUCAUUCUCUUCUAUCAAGCAACAAAGAAAGAGCUGGAGCCAAUCAGUCCAUUUAUGAAGUUCCUUUGUAUAAAGGCAGUUGUUUUCUUCUCAUUCUGGCAGCGUGUUUUUCUUGAUGUUUUGCAAGCUGCUGGAGCUUUAAAGGCUAUUAAUCCGGACAAGAAUUUAACAUGCGGAGCAGACUCCAACUGUGGCUGGAAUGCACAUCAGAUACAGGAACUUAUUAUUUGUAUUGAGAUGUUCUUUGCCGCCAUCGCCCAUCAUUUUGCCUUUUCCUAUAAACCAUUUGUAGACCAGGCUGCGUCUCGUCCGUCACUUUGUAAAUCAUUCUGGCUCAUGUUUGACGUCAGAGACGUUCAUCAAGAGACACUAGAGCAUGCAGAAGACACGAAAAUCAGACUAAUGGAAUAUUCAAAAAAAAUUCGAGGUUACACAUUGCCACAAAAUCAAGGUGACACAGAAUCCGUUCCUUUGUUAGAGAUGAGCACGGGAAGAGGCAAGGAAGGUGGCGACUUGAGGCAUACAAGUUCACACCCGGUUGAUAUUAAUAGAUCUCCUACUUCUCAAUCUGGAAAUGAUGGGAGAAGAAGUGAUGGUGAUGGUAUGAGUUCUUUACGAGAUUGUUUUGUGCGAGACUCAUAUCGCGAAGCACCGACAGUUGUUAGUGUGAAAGAUGCAGUUCAAGGCAGAAUAAGUGUGAGACAAGAUGGCGAUAUCGAUGACACGACAUUGUGACGUCAGAGAUGAUUAUGUUGUGUAGUUAUUUGUGUAGUUUCUAGAUAUCAAUGAGUUUAGUCACUUAUGCUUUAUGAUUAGUCUAUAGAUUCUGAAAUAUUGAAUUUGAA